AUGAUAACUGGUCAAUUCGUUGGGAAUAUAUACCGCAAUGCAAAGAAGAACAAUGGAACGCUACCCACCGAGCCCAAAGCCUAUUUUGACAAAAUCGUGCAAUUGGUCACUCAAUCCCAGCAAGUAGAACGUUGGUUUUCCUCGGGUUGGACGCUCCAAGAAGGUGUUCUACUCCCCGAAACGAUCUUCAUCGAUGGCGCGAGCAAUGCUCUUCAACACGAAACGUUUAUGCACAAUGGAGGACACGCUUCGGUAAUCGACUUGACGGUCAGAAUUACUAGACUCGCUGUCGAGGUAGCCCAACCCUUCUUGCUCUUCACAUGGCAAAUGAAUUUCGACAAAUCCUCCAUGCUCUGGUCACUUCUGGCCCCGUCGCGUACGGUAAGGCUUCCACUGUAUAUACUCAAUGGCAAACAGAGCCGCAAAUUCGGCAUGGAGCAGGAUUCUUGCUGGGCAUUGAUCGGAGCAAGGGAGCUUGAGGGCGUUACUGUCAACUACACACUCUCUAUGGAUGAAAUCAAGAUGAUAUUUCUCACAGCGUUGAUAAAGAAAUAUCAAUGGUCAAUGCUUUUGUUGCCUCAGCCUUUGUUUUCUGUGAAUGGAGGGCAGUUGGCGAACGAUUUUAAAUGGACCAAUAUUGUGGAUGGCCUCUUGAUUCCAGUUGGAGUGUUUGUAGAUUCGCAAAUAGGCUUAGGAUCACCAAGUAUGCUACCACGCAUGUCACUUGACAACGCGACGACGAUAACUGUUCAGCCACCUCAGACAAGCCAGACUUUCACGUCGUGGAAGAAUUCGGAUAUAAAAUGGUAUCUACAUUACGUUCAGACAGAAGAAGGAGUUGAGAUUCGGUCCCCAGCAUCAAACACAAACUCCACACUACAUAUCUCUGACGCGGUCUUCCUGAAGCUAGAGGAUCUCGGCAAGAACGACAAGGCUCCUACUGCAUCUACUGGUAUGAGAUGUGUUGCUAUUAUGGGGCUUGGCACACCACAGAUCAAAGAGUCUGCCGGCGUAUUUGGUGGAAUCGUGGAUCUCUGGUUUGCAGGAGGAAGCAAAGUCGAGGUUCCAAGUUUGAAGAUCCAUUUGUCGGCACACUAA
Messenger RNA from Botrytis porri, 1098 nucleotides. RefSeq lists its product as uncharacterized. The transcript is spliced from 3 exons. Lineage: Eukaryota; Fungi; Ascomycota; Leotiomycetes; Helotiales; Sclerotiniaceae. Bases 1 to 1098 code for a protein of 365 amino acids. The record is from RefSeq and is a predicted model, not a curated record.